Eubalaena glacialis (North Atlantic right whale) is the source of this 7729-nucleotide messenger RNA. It is a transcript of the gene NAV3, whose product is annotated as neuron navigator 3. The transcript is spliced from 38 exons. Gene Ontology annotation, molecular function: protein binding; ATP hydrolysis activity; ATP binding. Gene Ontology annotation, biological process: neurogenesis; nervous system development. Lineage: Eukaryota; Metazoa; Chordata; Mammalia; Artiodactyla; Balaenidae. Bases 31 to 6930 code for a protein of 2299 amino acids. The record is from RefSeq and is a predicted model, not a curated record.
UUCCAUUGUGAAGGGUAAGAACCUAAUGUGAUGGAUUUAUCUUCAGAGAUGAACAGACAUGGAAAGAAUCCAGUGAGUCACAAGCUAGAAGAUCAGAAGAAGAUUUACACAGACUGGGCCAACCACUACCUGGCAAAAUCGGGCCACAAGCGGCUGAUCAAGGAUUUGCAGCAAGACAUUGCAGAUGGAGUACUGCUAGCAGAAAUCAUCCAGAUCAUUGCAAAUGAAAAAGUUGAAGAUAUCAAUGGAUGUCCUAGGAGUCAAUCUCAGAUGAUUGAAAAUGUUGAUGUCUGCCUUAGUUUUCUAGCAGCCAGAGGAGUAAAUGUUCAAGGCCUAUCUGCUGAAGAAAUAAGAAAUGGAAACUUAAAAGCCAUUCUAGGGCUGUUUUUCAGUUUGUCUCGCUACAAGCAGCAGCAACACCAGCAGCAGCAGUAUUACCAGUCGUUGGUGGAGCUUCAGCAGCGGGUCACUCACGCCUGCCCUCAGGCAGAAGCCAGUCAGGCCAAAACCCAGCAAGAUAUGCAGUCCAGUCUGGCAGCCAGAUAUGCAACUCAGUCUAAUCACAGUGGAAUUGCAACCAGUCAAAAAAAGCCUACUAGGCUUCCAGGUCCCUCUAGGGUGCCAGCUGCAGGCAGCAGCAGCAAGGUCCAGGGAGCCUCCAAUUUAAAUAGGAGAAGUCAGAGCUUUAACAGCAUUGAUAAAAACAAGCCUCCAAAUUAUGCAAAUGGCAGUGAAAAAGAUUCCUCCAAAGGACCUCAACCAUCUUCAGGUGUGAGUGGUAGCACGCAGCCCCCCGGCACCGCUGGGCAGCCCCCGGCCUCUGCCAUCCCUUCUCCGAGCACCAGCAAGCCGUGGCGCAGCAAGUCCAUGAAUGCCAAGCACAGCGCCACCUCCACCAUGCUGACCGUGAAGCAGUCGAGCCCAGCCACCUCUCCCACACCAUCUGCAGACAGACUGAAGCCCCCUGCCUCAGACGGGGGCAAAGCAGCUCCCUCGGGACAGAAAUCCAUGCUUGAGAAAUUCAAGCUGGUCAAUGCCCGGACUGCUUUACGCCCCCUGCAGCCUCCCAGUUCAGGACCCAGUGAUGGUGGGAAGGAGGACGAUGCCUUUUCUGAAUCUGGUGAAAUGGAAGGCUUUAACAGUGGUCUGAAUAGUGGCGGUUCAACAAAUAGCAGCCCCAAAGUGUCACCGAAAUUAGCCCCUCCAAAAGCUGGAAGCAAAAAUCUCAGCAAUAAAAAGUCUUUGCUACAGCCAAAGGAAAAAGAGGAAAAGAACAGGGACAAAAAUAAAGUUUGCACUGAAAAACCAGUCAAGGACGAGAAAGAUCAGGUGGCGGAGACGGCUCCAAAAAAGACCUCUAAAAUUGCAAGCUUAAUCCCAAAGGGCAGCAAGACGACAGCAGCCAAGAAGGAAAGCUUAAUCCCCUCUUCCAGUGGGAUUCCAAAACCGGGCUCAAAGGUGCCAACAGCAAAGCAAACUGUUUCACCGGGAAGCUCAACAAGCAAAGAGUCUGAAAAAUUCAGGACUACCAAGGGAAGCCCUUCCCAGUCCUUCCCUAAGCCCGUAACGACUGAGAAAGCAAGCACAUCCAACUGCCCUGCUCCUUUGGAAGGAAGGGAAGCUAGCCACGCUUCUCUGGCCGGUUCCUCUGCUGGGUCAGCGGCGCAAGGCAGUGGGCAGAGCGUGGGAAAUGGUGCUGUCCAGCUCCCUCAGCAGCAGCAACACAGCCACCCAAAUACUGCCACCGUGGCUCCAUUCAUUUAUAGAGCACAUUCAGAAAAUGAAGGUACCUCUUUACCAUCUGCCGAUUCCUGUACCAGUCCUACUAAGAUGGAUUUGUCAUACAGUAAGACAGCUAAGCAGUGCCUAGAGGAGAUAUCUGGUGAAGACCCUGAAACAAGAAGAAUGAGAACAGUUAAAAACAUAGCAGAUUUGAGGCAGAAUUUAGAAGAGACUAUGUCCAGUCUUCGUGGGACCCAGAUAAGUCACAGCACCCUGGAGACAACAUUUGACAGCACUGUGACGACAGAAGUGAAUGGCAGGACCAUACCCAACUUGACAGGUCGACCCACUCCCAUGACCUGGAGGUUGGGCCAGGCAUGUCCUAGACUUCAGGCUGGAGAUGCUCCCUCCCUGGGUGCUGGCUACCCUCGCAGCAGUACCAGUCGUUUCAUCCACACAGACCCCUCAAGGUUCAUGUACACUACGCCUCUCCGUCGAACUGCUGUCUCUCGGCUGGGAAACAUGUCACAGAUUGACAUGAGUGAGAAAGCAAGCAGUGACCUGGACAUGUCUUCUGAAGUCGAUGUUGGUGGAUAUAUGAGUGAUGGUGAUAUCCUUGGGAAAAGUCUCAGGGCUGAUGACAUCAACAGUGGGUACAUGACAGAUGGAGGGCUCAACCUGUAUACUAGGAGUCUGAACCGAAUACCAGACACAGCAACUUCCAGGGAUGUCAUCCAGAGAGGGGUUCAUGAUGUGACAGUGGAUGCAGACAGCUGGGAUGACAGCAGCUCGGUAAGCAGCGGCCUUAGUGACACCCUGGAUAACAUCAGCACUGAUGACCUGAACACCACGUCCUCCGUCAGCUCUUACUCCAACGCCACUGCCCCGUCCCGAAAGAACAUGCAGCUGAAGACAGAUUCAGAGAAACGAUCUGCAACAGAUGAGCCCUGGGAUAGUACUGAGGAGGUGAAAAAAACAGAGGAGGACUUCGAUAGCCAUGGGGAUGGAGGUGGCAAGUGGAAGGGCGUUUCCUCUGGACUUCCUGAAGACCCUGAGAAAGCAGGGCAGAAAGCCUCCCUGUCUGUUUCACAGACAGGCUCCUGGAGGAGAGGCAUGUCAGCCCAAGGAGGAGCGCCAUCUAGGCAAAAAGCUGGAACCAGUGCGCUCAAGACCCCUGGGAAAACUGAUGAUGCCAAAGCUUCUGAGAAAGGGAAAACUCCCCUGAAAGGAUCGACUCUACAGAGGUCUCCUUCAGAUGCAGGAAAAAGCAGUGGAGAUGAGGGGAAAAAGCCCCCCUCAGGCAUUGGAAGAUCAACGGCCACUGGCUCUUUUGGAUUUAAGAAACCAAGUGGAGUAGGGUCAUCUGCCAUGAUCACAAGCAGUGGAGCCACCAUAACAAGUGGCUCAGCAACACUGGGUAAGAUCCCCAAAUCUGCUGCCAUUGGUGGGAAGUCAAAUGCCGGGAGAAAAACCAGUUUGGACGGUUCACAGAAUCAGGACGAUGUUGUGCUGCACGUCAGCUCGAAGACCUCCCUGCAAUACCGCAGUUUGCCCCGCCCGUCCAAAUCCAGCACCAGUGGCAUUCCCGGCCGAGGUGGCCACAGAUCCAGCACCAGCAGUAUAGAUUCCAAUGUCAGCAGUAAGUCAGCUGGUGCCACUACCUCGAAACUCAGAGAACCCACGAAGAUCGCCUCAGGGCGCUCGAGUCCCGUCACUGUCAACCAGACAGACAAGGAGAAGGAAAAAGUAGCAGUCUCAGAUUCAGAGAGUGUUUCUUUGUCUGGUUCCCCCAAAUCCAGCCCCACGUCUGCUAGUGCCUGUGGGACACAAGGGCUCAGGCAGCCAGGGUCCAAGUAUCCUGACAUUGCCUCACCUACAUUUCGAAGGUUGUUUGGUGCCAAGGCAGGUGGCAAAUCUGCCUCUGCACCUAAUACUGAGGGUGUGAAAUCCUCCUCUGUAAUGCCCAGUCCUAGUACCACAUUAGCGCGGCAAGGCAGUCUGGAAUCACCGUCGUCUGGUACGGGCAGCAUGGGCAGUGCUGGUGGGCUAAGUGGCAGCAGCAGCCCUCUCUUCAAUAAACCCUCAGACUUAACUACAGAUGUUAUAAGCUUAAGUCACUCGUUGGCUUCCAGCCCAGCAUCGGUUCACUCUUUCACAUCAGGUGGUCUCGUGUGGGCUGCCAAUCUCAGCAGUUCCUCUGCUGGCAGCAAGGAUACUCCAAGUUACCAAUCCAUGACUAGCCUCCAUACGAGCUCUGAGUCCAUUGACCUCCCCCUCAGCCACCACGGCUCCCUGUCUGGACUGACCACAGGCACUCACGAGGUGCAGAGCCUGCUCAUGAGAACGGGUAGUGUGAGAUCUACUCUCUCAGAAAGCAUGCAGCUUGACAGAAAUACACUACCCAAAAAGGGACUAAGAUAUACCCCGUCAUCUCGGCAGGCCAACCAAGAAGAGAGCAAAGAGUGGUUGCGCUCGCAUUCUACCGGAGGGCUGCAGGACACCGGCAAUCAGUCGCCCCUGGUCUCCCCUUCUGCCAUGUCAUCUUCUGCAACGGGAAAAUACCACUUUUCCAACUUGGUGAGCCCGACAAAUCUGUCUCAAUUUAACCUUCCUGGGCCCAGCAUGAUGCGCUCAAACAGCAUCCCAGCCCAAGACUCAUCCUUCGAUCUCUACGACGACUCCCAGCUUUGUGGGAGUGCCACAUCUCUGGAGGAGAGGCCACGGGCCAUCAGCCAUUCAGGCUCAUUCAGGGACAGCAUGGAAGAAGUUCAUGGCUCUUCAUUAUCACUGGUCUCCAGCACUUCUUCUCUUUACUCUACGGCUGAAGAAAAGGCUCAUUCAGAGCAAAUCCAUAAACUACGGAGAGAGCUUGUUGCAUCACAAGAAAAAGUUGCCACUCUCACAUCUCAACUUUCAGCAAAUGCUCACCUCGUAGCAGCUUUUGAAAAGAGUUUAGGGAAUAUGACUGGCCGACUGCAAAGUCUAACCAUGACAGCGGAACAGAAGGAGUCUGAACUGAUCGAACUAAGAGAAACCAUUGAAAUGCUGAAGGCCCAGAACUCUGCUGCCCAGGCAGCCAUUCAGGGAGCACUCAACGGUCCAGACCACCCUCCCAAAGAUCUCCGCAUCAGAAGACAGCAUUCCUCCGAAAGCGUUUCUAGUAUCAACAGUGCCACGAGCCAUUCCAGCAUUGGCAGUGGUAACGAUGCUGACUCCAAGAAGAAGAAAAAGAAAAACUGGCUGAGAAGCUCAUUCAAACAAGCCUUUGGGAAGAAAAAAUCCACCAAGCCUCCAUCUUCACAUUCGGACAUUGAAGAGCUUACUGAUUCGUCCCUUCCAGCGUCCCCCAAGUUGCCCCACAAUGCGGGUGACUGUGGGUCAGCCUCCAUGAAGCCCUCGCAAUCCGCCUCAGCGAUCUGUGAAUGCACAGAGGCUGAGGCAGAGAUAAUUCUGCAGCUGAAGAGUGAGCUCAGAGAAAAGGAAUUAAAAUUAACGGAUAUUCGGCUGGAGGCCCUCAGCUCUGCUCAUCAUCUCGAUCAGAUCCGGGAAGCCAUGAACCGGAUGCAGAAUGAGAUUGAAAUACUGAAGGCUGAGAACGACCGGUUGAAGGCAGAAACGGGGAAUGCUGCGAAGCCAGCUCGGCCCCCGUCUGAGUCCGCAAGUAGCACUUCCUCCUCAUCCUCACGCCAGUCCUUGGGACUCUCUCUGAACAAUUUGAACAUCACGGAGUCUGUUACCUCAGAUAUUUUGCUCGAUGAUGCUGGUGAUGCAACCGGACAUAAAGAUGGCCGCAGCGUGAAAAUUAUAGUCUCCAUAAGCAAGGGCUACAGUCGAGCAAAGGAUCAGAAGUCUCAGGCAUAUUUGAUAGGAUCCAUUGGUGUCAGUGGAAAAACCAAGUGGGAUGUCUUAGAUGGUGUAAUUAGACGUCUCUUUAAGGAAUAUGUGUUCCGAAUUGAUACAUCCACUAGCCUUGGUCUGAGCUCUGACUGCAUUGCCAGCUACUGUAUAGGAGAUUUAAUUAGAUCCCAUAACCUAGAAGUGCCUGAACUGCUGCCUUGUGGAUACCUUGUUGGUGAUAAUAACAUCAUCACUGUGAACCUGAAAGGGGUAGAAGAAAACAGUUUGGACAGUUUUGUUUUUGAUACGCUGAUUCCCAAACCAAUUACCCAAAGGUACUUUAACUUGUUGAUGGAGCAUCACAGAAUUAUACUCUCGGGACCUAGUGGUACUGGAAAGACCUAUUUAGCAAACAAACUUGCUGAAUAUGUAAUAACCAAAUCUGGGAGGAAAAAAACAGAGGAUGCAAUUGCCACUUUUAAUGUGGACCACAAGUCUAGUAAGGAAUUGCAACAAUAUCUAGCUAACCUGGCUGAACAAUGCAGUGCUGAUAAUAACGGUGUAGAGCUUCCAGUUGUAAUAAUUCUUGAUAAUCUUCAUCAUGUGGGCUCUUUGAGUGAUGUCUUCAAUGGUUUUCUCAACUGUAAAUACAACAAAUGUCCAUAUAUUAUUGGAACAAUGAAUCAGGGAGUUUCUUCAUCACCAAAUCUAGAGCUGCAUCACAAUUUCAGGUGGGUGCUGUGUGCAAACCACACAGAACCAGUGAAAGGCUUUUUAGGCAGAUAUCUUCGAAGGAAACUGAUAGAGAUGGAAAUUGAAAGGAACAUACGCAAUAAUGACCUAGUCAAAAUUAUAGAUUGGAUUCCUAAGACAUGGCAUCAUCUCAACAGUUUUUUGGAAACACACAGUUCUUCUGAUGUUACCAUUGGUCCUCGACUUUUCCUUCCUUGCCCCAUGGAUGUAGAAGGUUCUAGAGUAUGGUUCAUGGAUCUCUGGAACUAUUCUUUGGUACCUUAUAUUCUGGAGGCAGUGAGAGAAGGUCUGCAGAUGUAUGGGAAACGAGCACCUUGGGAAGAUCCCUCAAAGUGGGUGCUUGAUACAUACCCAUGGAGCUCAGCAUCUUUGCCGCAGGAGGGCCCAGCAUUACUUCAGUUGCGACCAGAAGAUGUUGGGUAUGAGGGCUGCAUAUCCACAAAGGAAGCUACAACCUCAAAGCACAUUCCACAAACUGACACAGAGGGAGAUCCCCUGAUGAAUAUGCUAAUGAAACUCCAAGAAGCAGCCAAUUACUCGGGCACACAAAGCUGCGACAGUGAUAGCACCAGCCACCAUGAAGACGUUUUGGAUUCGUCUCUUGAAUCUACCCUCUAGAGGGUGAACAAAGUUAGGGGAAAAGACUAUGCUUUAAAAAAAAAAAAAAAAAAAAAAGGUUAAAAAGUAAGGUAUUUUCACUAAACCACUGCCAAUAUGAAAGCGCCCUGACCCAGGGCCGUGGUCUCCAAGGAGGCAGUAGAACUAAGUUUGAACCGCCAAGAUGCUAAAUUGACACGGAAGUGUAACUUGCUUUCCUUUCUAGGCAUUUUUAUAUCCGUGGAGUGAUGUAAGGCUCCAUUACUCAACUGGAAAGGACCCUAAUGACAGGGCAACUGAAUAGAUUGCACAUGGGAUUAGCCAAACUGGACUUUCUGUUUUUCCUCUUUAAAAGUUUACAAUGCAGACCUUUUUUUGUUGUUGUUCCUUCCUUUGGUUUCCUCUGAGGGGCUGUUCUCCCCAAGCAGGGUCCAUUCUUCUGAUCCGUCCAAGCUCCUUUGUGCCACAUGGUGCUGGUCACGGAGCCCCAGUAGUGUUUGUGUUGUACGCUCACCCCAUUUCCUAAAUGAAGAGGCCAGGCCUCCGCAAGCACAAAUGGAAUUGUGCAACCCCCAGGGAAACACUGCUGUGACAAGCUGGAGAAGUGCCAGUGUCAUUCAACUGCCAUGAUCACAGGAUGUGCUCCACCCUCUUUUCAGUGUCUGAGUCACGGGUUUGAUAAGGUGGUUUUUACCACCGUGGUCUUUUUAAACCACCUGCCCACUCCCUUAAAAAGAGUUUUAUACCAAUUAUUAGUCAACACUGAUAAAAGGCUUUUUUAGGGCUUUAUUUGUUUGAGCCUUGUCAGUGAAAAGAAGCA